CCGCCUAAAAGAGCUCGCCCCCGCGGAUCCCUCCCAAUUCAAGGUGCGGCGGAAGGACAGGUGCGCGAAGGGCCAUCCGGAGAACUCUGUUCAUUCGGAAAUAUCCCAUUUGUCCGGUCACUUGGUCCAGAAAGCGGUGGAAUACGAAAAAAAAAAGACAAUAAGUGAGGACGUUACUUUGCCCCAAGCAAAGCGAACUUGUCAAAAAGAAACCGUCAGUUUGUGAGGAGUGGGGGGUUUGUACCUUCCGGGCGGGCGGACGUCGAUUUUGUUCAUUCCGACUCAAGUCGUCGAAGGAGAAGAAGAAGUGGAAAAUGGCCAACUCCGGUCUGCAGAUCUUGGGCUUCGCCCUGGCCCUUCUGGGCGUAAUUGGAUUGGUAAUUGGCACCAUCUUGCCCCAGUGGAAGAUGUCCGCUUAUGUCGGGGACAACAUCAUCACCGCGGUGGCCAUGUACGAGGGACUGUGGAUGUCCUGUGCGUUCCAGAGCACAGGCCAGAUCCAGUGCAAAGUCUACGACUCGAUCCUGCAGCUCAACAGUGCCCUCCAGGCAACCCGCGCCCUCAUGAUUGUGAGCAUUAUUGUAACGUUGGCUGGCCUGGGUGUAGCCUGCAUGGGAAUGAAGUGCACCAACUGUGGAGGAGAUGACAAAGUGCGCAAGUCCCGCAUUGCCAUGACCGGUGGAAUUAUCAUCUUGAUUGGAUCUUUGUGUGCCAUUGUUGCCUGCUCUUGGUACGCUCAUGACAUCAUCCGGGCCUUCUACAACCCUUUCACCCCUGUCAAUACCAAGUAUGAGUUUGGGUCUGCCAUCUUCAUUGCCUGGGCUGGAGCGUUCCUGGCUGUAGUGGGAGGGGGCAUGCUGGCAGCAUCCUGCCCAAGAGGCAAAUCUACACCGAAGUAUCCCAUCUCCAGACCCCCUAGCAGCAAGGAAUACGUUUGACCAGGACAGGACUCAGUGUUAGAGGCUGAUGGAACACUUUGACAUUCGUGCUCUUCUAACUCAGAGAUUGAUAUGUUGAAAAGAUGUAUCCCAGAAGGCAAUCAGUGUGUGUUUGUUUUUUUUAUUUUAUUUUGUAUUUUAGUUUCUUCAGGACUUACCUGUGAUGUUACUGUAAUAUUAUUUUAACAAAUGCAUUAAAGUUUUUAAUAGCUGUUUACUUCUGAGAAGCCACUCAUUGGCCUUUCCCUGUCUGGAACUAUCCACUUAGAUGACACCUGUAAAGCACUAAGUUAAACUUAAGGUGAAACACCGAUGAUAUCAUACAACUUAGUAUGUAGGAAAUAUUUUUGACAUGCUGCAAGCUACAAUGUACCAUGCAUUAGAAGAAACGGUGUGUCUCUCCGAAAUAGCUUGAAUAAACUGAAUAGAAAUCGGAUAUGGCAAUGAACAACUUUUAAGCCAUUUAUUACUUUAUAGGCUAAAUGCAUAAUAAUUUAUCAUCUGGCACCUGAUAAGCAAUUUGCUACCAUUAUUUCCAUGUAUUUGUACCCUAUUUAUAUGAACAAGACAAAAUUAUUUAGUAACAGUGUAGACUAUUUUGUUUUAAUCAACUGCCAGAGAGAAAUUUUAACUAUACA
Xiphias gladius (swordfish) is the source of this 1576-nucleotide messenger RNA. RefSeq names its product claudin 7b (gene cldn7b). Lineage: Eukaryota; Metazoa; Chordata; Actinopteri; Istiophoriformes; Xiphiidae. The record is from RefSeq and is a predicted model, not a curated record. The transcript has 4 exons. The coding region runs from base 315 to 938 and encodes 207 amino acids. Gene Ontology annotation, cellular component: bicellular tight junction; plasma membrane. Gene Ontology annotation, molecular function: structural molecule activity. Gene Ontology annotation, biological process: cell adhesion; bicellular tight junction assembly.